AUGCAAAUUUUCGUGAAAACUUUGACUGGUAAGACCAUUACUCUUGAAGUUGAAGCUUCGGACACUAUAGAGAACGUGAAGGCAAAAAUCCAAGAUAAGGAGGGUAUUCCUCCCGAUCAGCAGCGAUUGAUUUUUGCAGGCAAGCAGUUGGAAGACGGUCGGACUCUAUCCGAUUAUAAUAUACAAAAGGAAUCCACUUUGCAUCUGGUGCUUCGUCUUCGUGGUGGUAUUAUUGAGCCGUCGUUGCGUCAACUUGCGCAGAAAUAUAACUGUGACAAGCAAAUUUGCAGAAAGUGUUACGCACGCUUGCCUCCGAGGGCGACGAAUUGCAGGAAGAAGAAGUGCGGUCAUUCAAAUGACUUACGUGUGAAAAAGAAGUUGAAGUAA
Enterobius vermicularis (human pinworm) is the source of this 387-nucleotide messenger RNA. The record is from the annotation of a GenBank genome assembly. Lineage: Eukaryota; Metazoa; Nematoda; Chromadorea; Rhabditida; Oxyuridae.